UCUAUCCACCCCCCGGCUGCUGCUGGGCUUGCGAUUGCCGCUCGCUCCAGCUGAGCUAAGAGUAGCAGCAGCUCCAGGGCAGGGACCGACUCUAGCCCUUGGACUUAGGACAUCGCAGUACCUUCCCUUGCGUGCGUGACUCUUUCGCACAUCAUUUCUGUUUAUGCCUGGGGUGGGGAGAAAAAUCCCAAACCAGCUGUGUAAAUGAGUAUGGAAGAUUAUGAUUUCCUGUUCAAAAUUGUUUUAAUUGGCAACGCUGGUGUGGGGAAGACGUGCCUAGUCCGACGGUUCACUCAGGGUCUUUUCCCCCCAGGUCAAGGAGCCACAAUUGGAGUUGAUUUUAUGAUUAAGACAGUGGAGAUUAAUGGUGAAAAAGUAAAGCUCCAGAUCUGGGACACUGCAGGUCAAGAAAGAUUUCGUUCCAUUACCCAGAGUUAUUACCGAAGCGCCAAUGCCUUGAUCCUUACCUAUGACAUUACCUGUGAGGAAUCCUUCCGCUGCCUUCCUGAGUGGCUGCGGGAGAUAGAACAAUAUGCCAGCAACAAGGUCAUCACUGUGUUAGUGGGAAACAAGAUUGACCUGGCUGAAAGGAGAGAGGUCUCCCAGCAGAGAGCAGAAGAAUUCUCAGAAGCUCAGGACAUGUAUUAUCUGGAGACUUCAGCCAAGGAAUCUGAUAAUGUGGAGAAACUCUUCCUUGACUUAGCAUGCCGACUCAUCAGUGAAGCCAGACAGAACACACUGGUGAACAAUGUAUCCUCACCUCUCCCUGGAGAAGGGAAAAGCAUCAGUUAUUUGACUUGUUGUAAUUUUAACUAACGGCUGAGGCAAGGAGAAGCAAAAGGCAUCAGCAGCUGCCCCGAUGGGCCACGAGUUGCUGGGGAGAUCAGAUGAUAACUGUGGCUCCUGCUCUGGGACCUUCUGACUCCUGUGGGCUCCUGAGCUUACAAAGCAUGGCAGGCCAAGGGCCUCGUCCACAGGCCAGCAUUAGCAGAACACAUAACGGUUUCAUCCUUUUGCAGUCUGGAGUUGGAGUGAGAAGAAAAUUGCACUAGGCGCUCCAUGAUCUGCAGAGCAUGUUGCUUUUUUUUUUUUUUUUUUUUUCCCUCCAAAAAAGCAAGUAAAAGUGCAUUCCUGAACACAGUCCAGGGGGAAGUGUACUGUAGGGAUCCCUACUGUACAUCAGUGGGCGCAUGUGGGGGCUGUUCUUUAGGGCUUCAGUGGUGACAUUCUGGUGGCCCUGGUUUUCUUGUCUACCAGGUAAAACAAAACUGGGAACGCCAAGUACUCUCUGUGGUGUGUAAUGAUGACCCCAUGGAGAUUCUGAAAAGUGUUAUUUCUUUUGUCCACAGGCACUUUCAAGAACUUUGGGAUGUAAAAAUUAUAUGAAAUCUUUACCCAUGACCAACAAAACAAUCAUUGUUUUAAUUAUAUAUAAGCUCCAUGACUCCUUUUGGUGCUAAUGAUUCUAUUUCACAGACCAAACAUUUUAGUACAUUAAUAUCCUUAAAUGUAUUACACAGAAAUUUUAAAAAUGGGGGAAAUCCAUGAAUUGGCACUCUUUUUCAAAAUCUCAUUACUACCUUUUCUAGAAUGAAUUUCUAGGAAGAGAAUACUUUUUCUUUAAAUACCUUUUCUUUUCUUUUUCUUUAAAGAAUACUUUCCCCUUUAAAUCUCUGAAUUUUCUUCUAUUGUCUAAAUCUUUCCUGCCCUUUAUAAAAGUUUGAAAAUGAAAAAAAAUAUUGACUGAUGAUAUUCUAAUAUAAAAGGUUAAUUCUUAGACCUUACAAGUAGUGUGAGAAAACAGACCAGAUAUGACCAAAAUACUGUGGAUUAAUGGACUGCAGAGCAGGAUUCAAGCAGAGCACAGUCCUUGAUAACAGGUCACAUCCUUUACUUUCUGGUACUAUCCUUCUUGGACAAACCAAGGAUUAGGAUUUUGUAGAUAUUUUUAGUAUAAGUAAGAGUAGCAACAGAUGAAAAGCCUCACAAACCAUUUUUGUAUCUUCAAUAACCUUAGAAAAAUUCUGCUGUGGAAGCAGGUUGAGCUGUAAUUUAUCAUCUUAUAAUAAUGUCACUCUCAGACUCAUGACCAUAUGUUCUUUCCUGUUUCUUUCUCUUUUCCUCUCUUUCCUGGUCUCCCCUUUUGGUCCUCUUUUUCUCCCUUCCUGAUAUGCAUGUGUUACUGCAAAUCUCCAAUUCAAAGGAGGUAUAUAUGCCUUUACUUAGCCAGUUUUAAAAGAGGACUCAAAAUGGAAGACAUGCUGCUGAAUCUGUGUUGCUGUUUUUUCAGUGCCAUACUUUUGAUACCUUCCAAUUUGUUCACCGAUAUAAAUGCAAAUUGGGAAAGUAAUUAAACCUGUAUACUGUUGAUGCUGUCA
Sciurus carolinensis (gray squirrel) is the source of this 2378-nucleotide messenger RNA. RefSeq names its product RAB30, member RAS oncogene family (gene Rab30). Gene Ontology annotation, molecular function: GTP binding; GTPase activity. Gene Ontology annotation, cellular component: trans-Golgi network. The record is from RefSeq and is a predicted model, not a curated record. The transcript has 5 exons. NCBI's taxonomy places the organism in Eukaryota, Metazoa, Chordata, Mammalia, Rodentia, Sciuridae. The coding region runs from base 205 to 816 and encodes 203 amino acids. Gene Ontology annotation, biological process: Rab protein signal transduction.